Molecule: messenger RNA, 1395 nt
Organism: Rhizophagus irregularis DAOM 181602=DAOM 197198
Lineage: Eukaryota; Fungi; Glomeromycota; Glomeromycetes; Glomerales; Glomeraceae
Biological process (GO): transmembrane transport
Cellular component (GO): membrane
Molecular function (GO): transmembrane transporter activity
Source: RefSeq, a predicted model, not a curated record
AUGGAACAAGAAAAAUUAAUACAUGAUAUUAGUGAUCGUAAAUCCACGGAAAGUUAUGAUGACCUUGUCGUCAUGGAAAUCUCUGAUCAGAUUAAAUUCGAAAAGCAAUUAUUAAGAAAGAUAGAUUUUAGAUUAUUACCUAUAAUUCUCGCUUCUUUUUUCGUCGCUUGUUUGGAUCGAAGUAAUAUUGGUAACGCUCGACUUGCAGGUAUAGAAAAGGAUUUAAAAAUGAACGAUCAACAAUUUCAAAUUGUUCUCGCAAUGUUUUUUGUGGGAGAAGUGACAAUGAAAAUUCCAUCAAAUCUUUUAUUGCAUAAAUUCACACCAUCCGUAUGGAUCCCAUUCAUAAUGUUUUUAUGGUCCAUUACAACAUGUUGUAUGUCUUUCGUUGAAAACUUUGAAGAAUUAUGCUUUACACGUUUAUUUUUAGGGUUAACAGAAGCUGGUAUGUUACCAGGAGUAAUGUACUUGUUAAGUAUGUGGUAUAAUCCUGAAGAUUUGGCAACACGUCUUACAAUCUUUUAUUGCGGAGGAGCUCUUGCAGGAGCAUUUGGUGGAUUUAUUUCAUUUGUAGUUACAGGAAAUAUGAACGGAAUCUUGGGAAUGGAAGGAUGGAGAUGGUUAUUACUCAUUGAAGGAAUAUGUUCAUUAUUUAUUUCAAUAAUCGCUUAUUUCUUACUUCCAGAUUUUCCAUCAAGAGCAAAAUUCCUUACAACAAACGAACGAAAUUUAAUUCUUAAUCGAUUAGAAACUCCAAAUAAUGGAUCAUAUGAAAAUGAUAAUAGAUCUUCUAAAGAAUUUUCAAAAGAUGGAAUUAUACUUGCAUUUUCAGAUUGGAAAACUUAUUAUAUGAUGAUAAUGAAAACUUUUAGUGGAGUUGUAUUAAAUUCUAUAGCUUUACAUUUACCAAUAUUAAUUAAUUCAAUGAUAAAUGAUACAUUAAAAAGUCAAAUUUUAACGGUCCCUCCUUAUAUAUUCGCAUGUGGAUUUUCUUUAUUAAUGGCUUUACAUUCCGAUAAAACUAAAGAACGUCCAAUUCAUCUUUCAAUAGCUGCUAUUAUAAGUUUAAUAGGAUUUAUAAUUUUAGGAACUUCUAAUGAUAUCGUUGUAUCUUAUCUUGCAACAUUUUUAUGUACAUCAGGAUUAUGGAGUCUUUCCCCAAUCUUAUUAACUUGGAUAACAGAUAUUUUUGCUUUCCCAAAAGAAAAACGUUUGGUUGCUCAAGCAAUGGUUCUUACUCUUUCUAAUCUAUCAGGUAUAAUAUCAUCGAACCUUUAUCCAAAAAGUGAUGGACCAACCUAUUUUUUUGGAAACAUUUUUAAUGCGUCCUUACUUGGAUUGGUCAUAUUACUUGCCAUCAUAAUGCGUUAUAUACUAAAACGAACAAAUUGUUGA